Molecule: messenger RNA, 1800 nt
Organism: Drechmeria coniospora
Lineage: Eukaryota; Fungi; Ascomycota; Sordariomycetes; Hypocreales; Ophiocordycipitaceae
Exons: 2
Coding region: 1-1800 (599 amino acids)
Biological process (GO): rRNA methylation; box C/D sno(s)RNA 3'-end processing
Cellular component (GO): box C/D methylation guide snoRNP complex; small-subunit processome
Molecular function (GO): histone H2AQ104 methyltransferase activity; rRNA methyltransferase activity; RNA binding
Source: RefSeq, a predicted model, not a curated record
AUGCUCGCUGCCGGCCGUCUCCGCUGCAGCCUCCCGUCGAGCGCCAUGGCUUCGGCAUACAGCGCGUACCAUGGCGCCGCCAGCGGCUCCCACUUCACCGUCACCGCCCUGGGCCGCUGGUCGAGCAUCAACAAACCUCUUCCCCGUGAGCCUUCUCGGCGGGAUCCCCCCCCCCUCCUUGGCGCCCUCUUGCUGAUCGGGCGGGCAGCGGUGGAGAAGAUCAAGACGUUGCACGUCUACGACUUUGACAAUACCCUCUUCAAAACCCCGAUGCCCAACCCCGCCGUCUGGGCCGGCCCGACGAUCGGCAUGCUGGCGAGUCCCGACGCCAUCGCUAGCGGCGGAUGGUGGCACGACAGUCGGAUACUCGCCGCCACCGGCCGGGGCCUCGACGAGGAGGAGCCCCGCGGCUGGGAAGGCUGGUGGAACGACACCGUCCUGGAGCUCGUCAAGCUCAGCCUGAAGCAGCCCGACGCUCUCUGCGUCCUCCUGACCGGCCGUUCGGAGCACUCCUUUGCCGACCUCGUCAAGCGGAUGGUGGCCAGCCAGAAGCUCGACUUCCACAUCAUCAGCCUCAAGCCCAAGGUCAGCCCGACGAACCAAAAGUUCGGCAGCACCAUGCACUUCAAGCAGCUUUUCCUCAACGCCCUCGUCGAGACCUACAAGCAGGCCUCCUCCAUCAAGGUGUACGAGGAUCGGCCGAAGCACACGAGGGGCUUCCGCGACUUCUUCGCCGAGUACAACCGACGCCAGGUCUUCUCGCCCACCCGCGGCCAGAUAUCGGCCGAGGUCGUUCAGGUCGCCGACAAGUCGACAACCCUGGACCCCGUCGUCGAGGUGGCCGAGGUGCAAAACAUGCUCAACCUGCACAACCGCGAGCUGGAGAAGCCCGAGUCCGACGGGCGACACAAGCGCCUGCGCAUCAAGAAGACCGUCUUCUUCACGAGCUACGUCAUCAAUCCCGACGACGGCCGCAAGAUGCGCCAGCUGGUCGACAUCCCCGCCGACAUCCCCCAUCAGCAUCUCAAGCACCACGCCAACAGCAUCCUCAUCUGUCCCCGGCCUUGCCCGGAGGGCAUCCUCGCCAAGGUGGGCGGCAUGGGCAGCAAGCUGCUCUGGGAAGUCACCGGCACCGCCUGCCUCGACAACAGCAUAUGGGCGGUCCGCGUGCGUCCCGUGCCCUCGACGGCCGCGUACCACACCGACAACCCUAUCCCGCUCGUCGUCUUGGCCCUCCGCAAGGGCGCCAAGCCGAUAGACGCCGGCAAGAUCACCCGGUGGGACCCCGUGCCGCCGGGAAACUCCUUUGUCUUCGAAACCACGGUGGGCGAAAGGGUGCUCUUGCGAGUGGAGAAAGACGAUCCGCAAGAGGGCGAGUACGAAAGCUUGUUCGCCAACAGGUCGACGAAGCGAAAGCAUGCCGGGGACGACGAUUGGGCACCCCGGAAUGCACACGGUCCCCACGGAGGCCGCAACGAGUCGAGGGGCUACCACACUGGUCGAGGGGGGCGUGGCAGGGGGGUCUCCCAUCGCGGCCACCGCAACUACCCGAGGGGCGGCGGCAGGGGCGGCCGCGGUCGCGGCGGUUUCCAGGGCUACCGCUCCUUGGAUGACGUGGACAGGAAGAACGAUGCGGGCGCGUACAGCUCGUACGUAAACUACGACGAUGCGUUCCCGCCCCUGAACGAAGCUCCGGCUCCGCCUCAAGCCCACGGCUCGUUCAACCAAGGUUCCGCCGACGGCAGGGCACCCGCACGGAAUGCCGGCGGCAACAGUGCCGACCUCCAGACGUACUACUAG